GGUGGUUGUGUGCAUGCGGUGGGAUUGUGAGAGUGAGUGUGUGAGCUGUGGGCAGUGUUGACUUCUUCUGAGUGUGGUCUUCUAGGCGAUAGGUUGUGUGUCCAAGUGUGAUGGUGUUUGCCCUCUUUGGGGUGUAGAUUUGAGUUCUCCGAGGUCCUUUUGCGUUUUCAUCGUUGUAUAUAAUUAUGCUCGUUUGCCUUCUCGACAUGUGUGUUGGGUUGCUUGUCCUUUGCGAUUGUGUUUGGAUGGUCUCGUUGUUGUGUCGGGCGUGUGUGAUCCUGAGUACGUUGGGUUGUGCGUCCCUGAGCGAUUGCGUUUGAUCGAUUUCGUUGUGUCGUGCUGGACAAUGUUUGGGCCUGACCGAGUCGGCUUGUGGGGCAGUGUUGGGUUGUGCUUACUUUGCUUCCCUUCUAUGGGGUUGGACCGCGUGUGGCCCUGUCCGCUCCGGGUUGUGUGCCUGUGUGCUGGUGUCCUUUGGAAGUGCGUUUGUAAAUCGCUGGGGGGUGGAGGGGAGGGCGAGCGAGCGAGAGAUGGAUGCGCAAGUUGAGGAGGCGGCAUGGGGGCGGGGAGAGGGAUUUCACGUUUUAUUCCAAAUUAUGAUGUAUUCGGAAGCCAGUGUUGGCUUGGAUGAGCAGCCCGAUCAGCGGCUGUUCUGUCCGGAGGCCACUCUGUGCCUCGGUGUUGGAGGGGUUGUUAGUGAGUGGGAGGCUCUUCCAGGCUGGAAGCUGAGCAGCGCUCGCGGAGGCCAGCGCCUUCAGGCCGGUAGCCGCCGGCUUCGGUUCCCGCCGCAUUCAGGCUUCGUCCAUUUCUGGGUCUGAAGAUUGGAUCCCCCUUUCCGGACACACACCCCGCAACCCACCCAUGCCAGGCUGCGGACGACUCCGCGCUGUGGCCACAGCUCCGGCCUGACUUCGGUUCCCGAGCCAACGGCGUAGACGAGUCUGCUUAGAAAACAAACGGCCACACUGAACCAGACAUCCCGGUUGGAGGGUCCGAUAACGUUCCGGGCAGUCUGCAGCGGGGUUGUUGUUGUUGGACUAGAUAGUUAUUCCUGAUUGGUCAGGUGUAGGGUUCUUUUUUAUGGGGGUGCGGGGGAGGCUUCAAACACCUGCAGGUUGGGGGCGGAAAGCUGCUGGCGAUUCCCGGGGCGGGUUGGCGAGGACAUGAGGUAAUUCCCAGCCAUUGACCCCCAUUUGUCUCUCUCCCUCCCUCUCGCCCUCCCUCUUUCUCUCCACCCCCAUCUUUCCUGGAAACUCGCUUUGGGCGCGGCAGACCGCCCAGGACCACACCGCGGCCUAACUGCUGGUCUCUCAGUGAGAGAGGGGGAAAGCAAAGACCCCUUUCCACAACCUGGACCUCGGCUCCUGCCCCUCUCCCGCCGGAGGAGGAGUGGAGAUCCUAUUCAGAGGGGCCGCUCUCUCUAAAUAUGCCCCAGGAUGACGGAGCGGCCGCCGAGCGAGGCGGCACGCAGUGACCCCGCGCUAGAGGGACGGGACGCGGCCGAGGCCCGCAUGGCCCCCCCGCACCUGGUCCUGCUGAACGGCGUCGCCAAGGAGACGAGCCGCGCGGCCCCGGCGGAGCCCCCGGUCAUCGAGCUGGGCGCGCGCGGCGGCGGCCCGGGGGGCGGCCCCGCCGGUGGGGGCGGCGCCGCGCGAGACUUAAAGGGCCGCGACGCGGCGGCUGCCGAAGCGCGCCAUCGGGUACCCACCACCGAGCUGUGCAGACCUCCUGGGCCCGCGCCCGCCUCGGCCCCCGCAGAGCUGCCCGGUGACGGCCGCAUGGUGCAGUUGAGCCCGCCCGCGCUGGCGGCCCCCGCCGCCCCCGGCCGCGCGCUGCUCUACAGCCUCAGCCAGCCGCUGGCUUCUCUCGGCAGUGGGUUCUUUGGGGAGCCAGAUGCCUUCCCUAUGUUUGCCACCAACAACCGAGUGAAGAGGAGACCCUCCCCUUAUGAGAUGGAGAUUACUGAUGGUCCCCACACCAAAGUCGUGCGGCGCAUCUUCACCAACAGCCGGGAGCGAUGGCGGCAGCAGAAUGUGAACGGGGCCUUCGCUGAGCUCCGCAAGCUGAUCCCCACGCAUCCCCCAGACAAGAAGCUCAGCAAGAAUGAGAUCCUCCGCCUGGCCAUGAAGUACAUCAACUUCCUGGCCAAGCUGCUCAAUGACCAGGAGGAGGAGGGCAGCCAGCGGGCCAAACCUGGCAAGGACCCUGCGGUGGGGGCUGGUGGAGGGGGUGGUGGCGGAGGGGGCGCUGCACCUCCAGAUGACCUCCUGCAGGACGUGCUGUCCCCGAACUCCAGCUGUGGCAGCUCCCUGGAUGGGGCAGCCAGCCCGGACAGCUACACCGAAGAGCCGGCACCCAAGCACACGGCCCGCAGCCUCCAUCCUGCCAUGCUGCCCGCCGCGGAUGGAGCCGGCCCUCGGUGAUGGGUCUGGGGCCACCCAGGACCAGCCAGGAGCGUGCCCUCAGGCCACGGGCACCAUGGGCUUUAGGGCAGGUGGGGUGAGGAUUGGGCAGCUCUGAAGCAGGGCAUGGACUUUUGAUGAGCUUUCCUUGAUGUCUGAACUGUGGGAAGUCCCAGCUGCCUCUGGGGCUGGCUUUCCUGUUUCCUGCCUCAGUAGGAGAACAGAAAAAUGGAGCAAAGUGGUAGGUACUUUUUAUGAAGAUGGCACGGUCUUCCCCCUUUUCCAAAUCCCUAAGACUUCUCAAGUAAGAGGCUGGAGUGGCAUUGCUUUUGGCCUGGCGCAUGGGAGCCCUGUCUUGGCUGAGACCUGGGGUUGUCAGCUCUCUCCUGAGGCGUCCGGCAGCCUCUGCCUUGCCUUUAGCCCCUCCCAAGCUGGCUGGGGUGGCUUUUGUGGCCACACUGUCCAAAUAUAUAGGUACCCAAUAGCUGCCCAUUUCUUGAGCCCCAUCUUCACCCAGGCCCCUGUUGGUCCAUCCAGCUUGCCAGUGCUGCAGAGAGUCACAAGCCUCGAGGUGCCUUCUUCAGGGCCUGGUUGAAGAAGACAGCCAGUGGACAGCCUGCUCUCGACUAGCUGGGCCAGAGGGUCAGAAACCCAGAAGCCCUUACUUCUUGCCCUGGGGAUCGAAGCUCUGCUUUCUCCCCACUGAGACUUGCCUUCCUCAUCCUUGUGGCUGUGGGGACUGAGUCUGCGGCUGUGAGUGUGCCCUGUGAGCUUUGUUUGAAGGCAGACAAAGGAGAAAUGAUGAGAGUGAAAUUGAGCAAGAGCUAUUUGGGGCACGUGGGCUUCAAAUCGUGGUGGUGUCUCAGAGCUACCUGCCUGCGUCCUCAGCGACACGUCGCGGUUCAUGCAGGGAGCAGAUGCCAGUGUGCUGAUCGGUGUGUGUGGGUGCUGAGAGUAGACGUGCGGCCCCGUCUCGCGUUCUCCUAGCUCCUCAGAGGGGCCUCCCUGCUGCAGGAUGUCUGUUUGCUGACGGUCUGGUCUGUGUCCUGAAACUGAAUCGACAACAAACUCUGUCCUAUGAAUUCCUGGCAUUUGGGAUUUUGCUUGACUUCAGGUAUUUGUGGGGUCUCUAGGUCUCGAUAUGACCCAGGAUCUAGCCCCACUUCUAGGGCCCGGGGAGCCCAGUGAGAGACCAGGCCCUGGCGGAGACCCAAACACAUUGACAUUCACUUAGCAGAACCUUCGGCAUCCCUGAGUGCACAAAUUUUGGUCCUCAAGGGUGUGUAUGGGAGGCUGGCGUGACGCGGUAGGAGUGCUCCCCGCCAAAAGUUGUACAUGACAUUUUUGUAAAUCAAAUCCUUAUCUUCACCUUUUAAAGAAAUACUGCCACAAGUCCCUUGGUAAAGUGGAGAAUCCUUUUGUAGAGUGGACUGCUGCCCCCUCAUUGACCUCCCGUGUCAAUCCAGAUGGUGGGACAUGGUUUUCUUAAGGCAAGGCCUGCCUGUGACCCACAUCCCAAGCCCCUGGAACAAACUGCACACAAGUCCUACAUACCUGUCAUUGUGCCCUCACGUCACCCCAGCCGGCUCUGACCAGGCUCUGCCUUUGAGGUCAGAGGGAAAACAAUGCUCUGACUUUGCCCCGUCCAUAGCAAUGUGGAAGAACCAGCGCUGCCGCUGUCGGGAAAGACCCUCACACCUUAUGGGCUCCAGCCUGGGGGCUCGCCCUCACCAUGGCAGGACCUUGGGGACAGCCACAUGCCCAUGGGGAAUGAUCCCUGCUCUCCUCCCCUUCCUUUUAAGUUGUGAGAGGUCCAGUUUGUGGGGGUGGGAGCAACAUGGUUAACCCUUGUAGCACUCUCUCUGUCCCAUUUCAGCGCCGCCCCCCCCCCCCCAGUCAUAUUUUGAUGAACAUUAGGAUUCAUUCCUUUCUGAUAUUUGGAAGCUCCUGUGAAAAAUCCCAUCUGUCUAAAGAUGGAGCACCUAUUCUAGGUCCUAAGGCUGUGUUUGCUUCCGGUGGAUUAAUUUGACCUGGGAGUGAAAAGUGGCCACGGUGAGCAUAGGUGGAUGGGUUUUAGGAGAUGGAUCACACAUUCUAUGAGGAACUCCAGCUUCUGGCUUCCUCUUCUCUCAGACUUGCAGUGUGACCUGGAAAAGUUCUCUCUCUGAAGGUCAAUUUCUCGUAAAUACCCUGGCUUGGCCGGUGUCCUAGGGCGGUGGUGUGGACUGAAUGGAAUCAUGAAAGUAGAAGCAUUUUGAGGCCGUACGGAACUCUGUCCCCCUCACUAUCAUUCCUGCAGUGGGGUUUUCCACCCUGAGUCUGGGACCUAGGCAGUGGGCCAGUCUGCCUGUCUCCAUAGCAUUUAGGUAAUUUAGGUUCUAAACCACUUUAGCCUGAGUUAUCUAGGUUAUCCUUAUCUCUCCAGAUUGACCUCAUUUCAGUCUCAUUCCAAAGCAAGGCACAGGAGAGAGCCUAGAAAAGGGAUGGGAACAGAGGCAGAAUAUGUAAAAAGUACAACAGCUACCCAAGACAGGCCUGGGUAGGGGUGGGCAAAGCUUCGUGUCUUUGUUAAGAACUAGAAAAGAUCCAUAAUUUUCACUUUCCUUUCCAGCACCUCCCCCCACCAUACUCUUCUCCUUCCUCUGCCUCCUCUUCACCCAUGAACAUUCUCCAUCCAAGAAUAAUAUCUGUACAAAAAGGAAAAAAUGUAAAGGUAAAAAAACAGGAGGAGGACAAAGAUGAUUGUUAAUGACUGGAGGGAAUCACGUCUUUUAAGACAAAUUCGUAUUCUUUUAUUUGUAGUGGCAAACGACAAGAUGGUACAACCUUUAUCCUUUUCCGAAAGCAAAACAAAGGGCACAGCAUCGGUAGUCAGCCGACACCUGUCUCGGCCUUUGGGGGUGGUCGUGUCGUACUUGUGAUGUCAAUGGUACGUGGCCCCCGCCGAAGGCUUGCCCCCCAGCCCAUGUACAUAGCGCAUCGUUCCUGCGGGCGGGCCCAGCACUUUCCGUCAAUGUUGUACUGUACGUGAUGCAUUGCGUUGGUCUCUGCAUUUUUCUGCAGAAGAGGAGUAACCGCUCCAGGUACCUUGACCUUUGUACAGCCCAGAGGCCAACACUGUGGGCGUGUGACUCUUUAGCGACAAAACCCAUGUGGUGAUGAUGUGUGUAUAUAUAUAAGGAUAUAUUGGGAAGAUUUCUAAAUAAAAA
Molecule: messenger RNA, 5611 nt
Organism: Balaenoptera acutorostrata (minke whale)
Lineage: Eukaryota; Metazoa; Chordata; Mammalia; Artiodactyla; Balaenopteridae
Gene: TAL1
Product: TAL bHLH transcription factor 1, erythroid differentiation factor
Exons: 5
Coding region: 1437-2423 (328 amino acids)
Biological process (GO): regulation of transcription by RNA polymerase II
Molecular function (GO): protein dimerization activity; RNA polymerase II cis-regulatory region sequence-specific DNA binding; DNA-binding transcription factor activity, RNA polymerase II-specific
Source: RefSeq, a predicted model, not a curated record